Messenger RNA from Effrenium voratum, 1312 nucleotides. The record is from the annotation of a GenBank genome assembly. NCBI's taxonomy places the organism in Eukaryota, Dinophyceae, Suessiales, Symbiodiniaceae.
AAACGAAGAUGAGGGCCCAACUCAUAUCACCUGUGGGUGUUUCUUGCAGCCGUUUUUGGCUCGAGAGAGAGACUGCACUCAUUUAGAGCGAUCCUUCUGAGGGUAUGGCUGGAACCGGCGAGUGCGAGUCCCAUGACGAGGAGGAGAUGGAGGUGGCCCAGGCUUGGCUGCAGGCUUCACGCAUGCGCCUGGAGGCCGCGCAGCUGAAGGACACCCUGCGCGAGGCCCAGGACCGGAACCUGCGCCUGCGGGCCCAGCUGGAGGCGUCCAAAAUCAAAGCAGCGGAGGCAGAGCAGAACCGGGCGCGUGCGGAAGAGCUGAACCAGAAGCUGGCAGCAGCGCAAAAUCACCUGGUGUUCAUGAACCACCAGACUCAGAAGGUGAAGCGCGACACCUUAGAGGCCCACCGCGCCGAGGAUCCCACGACCGCCCGGCUCCGCGGGGAAGUCCGGCGCCUGGGCCAACGCAACGCCGCGCUCUGCGCGGCGCGAGAUCGCCUGGCGGCUCAGCUCGAGCUGGAGGAGGGCACAUCCGAGGCUGAGGAGGCGACAGUCUCAGCGAGCGUGGAUCCCAAGCGAGAGCAGCUGCCGCACCUCCUCGCAGCCAUCCAAGGCCUGGAGCAAGAGACCGGGAAGCUGAAGGAAGCGCGGGCCAGCGCCGAAGAGCGGUCCCGGCAGGCCAUAGCACGCGAGACGAAGCUUCGGAACCAGCUGGCUGCGAGUGACAGGAAGCUCGAAACUGCGCUGGCGGAGCGACAGGCGGAGCAUGCCUCUCGCACCGAGCGCUUGCAAGAGCAGCUGCGGGAGCGCUACGAGGCGAUCGAUGCUUGUCAGAAAGAUGCUGACAGAGUCAUGCUCGAACUAGAGGAAUGGCAAAAGGAGUGCGAUGUGAAGGAUGCGGAGAUCAAGGAGCUCAACGGCCACUUGGAAAAGGUCCAGCGCAGUGAGCGGCAGAGCAAGAUUGUCGUGGUGCAAUUGCGCUCCGAGAAGGAAAGGCUCUCAACGGUUCUGCUGGAAGUCGAGAGGGACCAGCAGACAGCUCUGGCGGAAGCUGAAAGGUUGCGCUGGUUUGCUCUCUUGACUACAGUGGCCUCAGUAGUUGUCUUCGCUUGUGCCGGGCUCCGCAUGUGGGAAGCCGAAGGAAAGCCAUGGAAUUGGACGCCAGCAGAUAGGCGCCGUCCUUCUGAGCUUUGAGCUGAGUCGGAUCGGCGAAUUGCUGCGGGAGGUCUUGUCUGAAAGGAAUUGCUUCCCAUUUUGUGAGCUUCGGCGCAGCGUUGAAUCGCAUCGGCAACCUGGCGCCAUUGUUGGAGUUC